AGAGAGAGGGACAGAGACAGAGACAGAGAGAGGGACAGGAGAGAGAGUGAGCUCUCAGUAGCACAGCGCGCAACAUCAGGACCAUCAGCAUCAGGACCAUCAGCAUCAGGACCAUCAGCAUCAGGACCAUCAGCAUCAGCACCAUCAGCAUCCUCCUCCUCCUCCUCCUCUUCCUCCUCCUCAUCUUCCUCCCCGCCUGGACCACCACAAAGCACCAAGACCACCAAAGCCAACAGCAAGGCCAGCCUCCACCCCCAGGCACUGCAGGACCUGACUCCCAUCCUGGACCCUGUGUUUGGUCAGAUCCGAAAUGAGGAGAAAAACACCUACAAAAUAGUGAGGACCAGCGAGGAUACAGUGGGAGCAGCAUCAGCAUCAGCAUCAGCAUCAGCAUCAUCAGCAGCAGCAGCGCCUCCUGCAGGCGGCGGCGGGGAGUUUCAAGACCCCCUCUUAGCCCUGGCUCACAACUGCGCUCUCAUGCACAACCUCCUGGGGCCAGCCUGCAUAUUCCUCAGGAAAGGAUUCGCUGAGAGGCAGGCUGACAGAGAACUGAGACCAGAAGAAAUUGAAGAACUGAGGGAAGCAUUUAAAGAGUUUGACAAGGACAGGGAUGGCUUCAUCAGCUGCAAGGAUCUGGGGAACUGCAUGCGAACAAUGGGCUACAUGCCAACGGAGAUGGAGCUGAUCGAACUCUCACAGCAAAUCAACAUGAACUUGGGCGGACACGUUGACUUCGAUGACUUUGUGGAGCUCAUGGGGCCGAAGCUCCUGGCAGAAACAGCAGACAUGAUCGGUGUCAAAGAGCUUCGAGACGCUUUCAAAGAGUUUGACACAAACGGAGAUGGUGAAAUCAGCACAUCAGAACUUCGGGAAGCCAUGAAGAAGCUACUCGGUCAACAGGUUGGGCACAGAGACAUUGAAGAAAUACUAAAAGAUGUUGACUUGAAUGGGGACGGUCGGGUUGACUUUGAAGAAUUUGUCAGGAUGAUGUCUCGGUGAGCGUUCGCGAAGCGAGGAGUAAGUCCGCCGCUGGCAAAGACGUCAGAUAUCCACCAACUGGUCGCGACACUUUACCACCGCUCCCGAGACUUUAUUUAACGGUUCGUAAAGCAAAGCCUCGUUCUAUUUAGCUGUUCAAGAACAUCCGAGUUUCCGAGCAAGGACCUGGGGCUUUGUGCUACGCCAGUUAAA
Callorhinchus milii (elephant shark) is the source of this 1191-nucleotide messenger RNA. RefSeq names its product calcium binding protein 1a (gene cabp1a). The coding region runs from base 478 to 999 and encodes 173 amino acids. The record is from RefSeq and is a predicted model, not a curated record. Gene Ontology annotation, molecular function: calcium ion binding. Lineage: Eukaryota; Metazoa; Chordata; Chondrichthyes; Chimaeriformes; Callorhinchidae. The transcript is spliced from 7 exons.